Naegleria lovaniensis is the source of this 2748-nucleotide messenger RNA. RefSeq lists its product as uncharacterized. The transcript has 2 exons. The coding region runs from base 1 to 2748 and encodes 915 amino acids. The record is from RefSeq and is a predicted model, not a curated record. NCBI's taxonomy places the organism in Eukaryota, Heterolobosea, Eutetramitea, Acrasida, Naegleriidae.
AUGGCACGAACCAGACAAACAGCAAGGAAGGGCAUUUGUGGAAAAGCACCACGAGCACAACAUUACACUCCACGCACUUGCUCCAAAUUUCGUGAACUCAUGAUCAAGAACGAUCAAUCUCAACACACCGAUAUCAUUUCACGAUUGGCUCCCUAUUCCCGAUGUGCCAAGUUGGCUAGAUUUUGGAUAUUAAAGGACUUGCAACAAACUCAUGGUGCUCGUUUGAAGCAAAACCAUCCAUGCAAUGAUGAUCCAACGAGUACACUAGAACAACAAGAGAACGUUUUACAAUUACUUCAAUCAUUACCUCUUGAUGUCAAAAUUGAUAUCAUUACUUUUAUUCCGACCACUUCUCUACUAGUACCUCCGUAUGGCAGGCAUACACAGACGGGAGCCAAAUUGAAAGAACAAGUGGAUCCUUGGUGGUUUUCUUUAAUGAAACAUCGAUUGAUUAGCACAUCCGUUAAAUCGGUUCUUGAAAAUAUCAUUUGUAAAAGACUUUCACGAGAGGGUCUAGAUGCUUCUGAUAGUGUACUUGUUCGACCUUAUGCUUUGAAGCGUCAUCCCAUUUGGAAAUUGUUGGAAAUUCAGGAGAGAUUCAUGACGUUGCAAGCAAAUCCAUCUCAUAAUGAAAAAUUACAGAGCCAGGCUGAUGAAGCUCUUGCUACAGUGCCUGAAGGCAGUAAUGUCCUUGCCGAAGGAGAGUGCGUUUGGAACGCCAUGUUACAUUUUACGGGUAAUCCUGCCAAGUUCUAUACGAUCCAAUUAAUGGUCGAUGGAAAAAACUACUGUGUUUUUACUCGAUGGGGCCUUUUUGGACAAACGGGACAAAAGAAAAUCAUUACAUUUACAUCGUUGAUGGAGGCAAAAGCUGAAUUCAGAAACAAAUUUAAAGAGAGAACAGGAAAUGAUUGGGAAAAUAGAUCGAAUUUCCAACUUGUGGUAGGAAAGUAUAACUUGGUUGACAUGUCCAAUACUGGUAUCUCUACCGUGGAAUCAAACAUUGAAACCUUUAAUUUCAAUUCCUUAUUUCUUCCAAUAGCCACAUUUGGAACUGUUUUACCACCUUUACAUACUUUUUCCACAACAUCCAGCAAUAGUACUGAACCAGAAGAAGAAGAAGAGGAUAUAUUGAUGUCUGAAAUGAUGCAAAGAGAUUUAAAAGACUUGGAAGAUGAACUUAUUGAGGACGUUAAACAUCAUCCACACUUUAACCUCAUGACUUCUUUCUUGGAUGAAGGCUAUUCUGUUGAUGCUGAUAUCAUGAAACCAAUUCAAGAAUGCAAGUCUAUGAUUCAACAAGCCUUUUCAGAAUAUAACCCUCGAACAAAUACUUUGCAUCUACCACAAGUUACGAAUCAGUAUUUGAAAUCUUUAACUGUUUCCAUUGCCAGCGAACACGAUUGUUACAUGUGUAUGGAAUUAUUGCAUUCAUUACAGAAUUUAGAACAUGUAACCUUAAUUUUGUAUUCCUAUAGUAUUUUUUACUCGUUCGCCAACCUGAUACAAGUUGGUAUGGAAUAUCCUUGCAUGAAGCAUGUGAAAUUUAUUUGUUUGAGUUCGAACACGAGUUUUGGUUUUCCUGACAUUAUGAUGUUGCUGACCACCCUUUUUCCUGACAUUUCUAAAAUAGAGUUUGAGGGAUUUAUGUGUAACGAAAUUUCUGCCAACAUUCAAUCUUCUAUUGCACAGUACCAAGAGAUUGAGAUUGUUUACAAGAAUAUGAAUGCGGACUUGUUUGAACAAGUGUGCAGGACUUACAACAUUUAUCCUUUUGUAAGCAGCCCAGAUGUCUACACUUCUGUAGUUGUGGAUGAAGACGUGCCAAUCAUAGAAAAGAAGAAGAUUAUUGAAUACUUGGUACCACAUUUUGAUAUGAAAGAUCAUCAUUGGGCAAAUAGUCAUUAUCAGUUUCAAAACCCACAAUUAGCGCCUUUGUAUCAGUACACGAUUUAUUUGAUGAACAAACAUGGACAACAUUUUGGUAGCAAUAGCGACUUGAGCUUUUCAACAAUCUCAAUGCAAUAUGGUUAUGACAUUUGCAGCAACAUGUUAGAAUCCAUCCCAUACUUUUCCUCAAGCCUCUCUCAAGAUUUGAUGAAAAUGUUCGAAGAGAAGUUGAAGAAAAAAGAAGCCAAACUUAGUUUGAAUGAUUUUUUGGGGACUCUUCUUCACAGCACCGACUAUGGAACGCUGUUACAAGUUUUUACUCGAUUUAAGAAUUAUUUACCUGAAGAGGAUGCAAAAAAACUAUUCAAAAGAUUUGUUUUGUACAAGAAUCAUGAUUUACAUGUGAAUUUAUUUAAUUAUUUAUUACAUUUUCAAGCUCCAAGACAUGUGCUGGAUUACAUUUUAGAUUUCAUGACUCCUGAAGAUUUAUUAGAAACAACUGUCAUGUAUUCUGAACAGCCAGAACCUGGUCACUAUACCGUCAAUACCUUAUUGAUGGCCAUUCUUUCUAGUUAUGUGUCAGAUCAGUUCAUUUUGAAGAUUAUUGAAAAACAACCACUUCUUGUCAAUAUGAGUACUGGCUUGGAAAUUACACCACUCCACGCUGUAUGUGCAGACACAUCAAGAUGGGGCUUAAUUCCAUACCUUGUUGAGCAAUAUCAUGCUGAUGUUUUUGCAAAGGACAAGCAGGGUCGUACUCCCUAUCAGUAUGCUUUGUAUCAAUGUCCAUAUCGGGAUGCAAUUCCUGCAUGUCUGAGAAUGUCAGGACAAGAAAUGGAUACCAAUAAUGGCUUGUGA